Messenger RNA from Capsaspora owczarzaki ATCC 30864, 2415 nucleotides. RefSeq lists its product as hypothetical. The transcript has 2 exons. The record is from RefSeq and is a predicted model, not a curated record. Bases 1 to 2415 code for a protein of 804 amino acids. NCBI's taxonomy places the organism in Eukaryota, Filasterea, Ministeriida, Capsasporidae.
AUGUCCUUCCACAGCAGCGACACGAUCGUCGUCACUGAACCGGACGACGAGGACGAGGACAACAACAACGACGAAGAUGACGAAGAAGCGUCAGUGGCAGUGGCAGAGGAUGAUGAGACGGAGGGUGGUGAGGACGAGGAUGAUGACCAGCAGCAGCAGCAGCAGCUCAAUGGUGAUCAACCGCUCCAUGCGACGACGACGACGACGACGACGACCACGACGGGCGACCGACUGGCAGUCCCAUCGGAAGAGACAGAGCCAGCAGCAGCACUACCACAAGGAGAAGGAGCACCACUACUACUACGAGGAGAAAGAGCAAGCAGCAGACCGCCGUCGUUCGUACUGCCGCCCAUCGAAGGCCUCUCCAUCUACCAGGACAUGGAGGCAGCCUUCGAGCGCGCAUUGCAACGCGUGCGUGCAUCGCAGCGUCCCAUUCUACAAGCGACGGCAACCCACACGACAGCUGCAACAGCAACUGCGGUCGCCCAAGCAGGAGCAGCAGCGCAAACCGCUCAAACCGCUUCUCCUGCUACCACUGCUACUCCUGCUACUGCUACUGCUACCCCAGCUGCUGCUACUGCAAUCUCGGCAUCCUCCAUCACGAGCGCUCAAAGCCAAAGCCAGUUGGACGCACACACGCCGCCAAGUCCGCCCGACUCGACGCGCGUCUCCACCUCGCGCGAGGACGACGGCGGCGGCGGCGAUGCAGAGCUCAAGCAACAACCCACUCGAAAGCUGUCGAAUGCUACUACACCCGUGGAAACAUCAUCAGCCCUUGGUCCGGCAGCGCCGGCGCUCAUUCGGCGGUCGGGGUCGUCCCAGUCUGGCCUUGCUGCACUCGCUGUCGUGUCGCCACUCACUUCGCCCGCUCUGGCACGCGCGCUGAUUGGCGUCGCACCGCGAGCCACACAGUCAUCGCUGUCCCUGACCGCCCCUCCCGAACGCUCAGAACCGCGGCUUUCUGCGCUCGAGAUUUUGCAAAGCUCGCAGGCAUCCAUUUCCUCGCGGCCAACCUCCCCUACGUCUCCACGGCGCCCGGGCUUUGGACGAAAGUCGGUUUCCUUCAACAACCUCGCCGUGCACGCCAUUACGACUGAUGCUGAUGAACGCGACUUUGCCUCCAAGAGCCCGCGCCAGUCCGUGUCUCCUUCGCUCGGCUCCCUUUCGUUUCCUUCGCCAUCUGUCGCAACCACCGCCGCCGUCUCGCCGCCUGUAUCCCCCUUGCCUUUCCACUCCCAAUCACAGCAAAAGAGCGCCGUUUUGACCAACGACACUGCCGCCGCUCCUGAUUCCAAGCAACCGCACGCAGAGGCCAUCACAAUCCUCGCGGCUGACGGCUCGGCACCACCGGCCGCGCACGCUCUGGCUGCUGCCGAAACAAAAGCCUCUCGAACAACACGGACUCGUGCCACCAGUGUAGGGGCGGUCAAACCCUUGAUGCUGUCUCCAGCCAUGAUGGGCACGAAAAAGACGCUGACGCUCUCGCGUGCCGAACGCACCGUGCUUCCCACCUUUGCGCCCGCGGCAUCUCGUGCCGAGCGCUGGCGAUCGCUACCAACCCCACGGCAGUCGCUCACGCCAACGCCCGACGGCCAGCAAUCACCCAGUGCCUCGCCCUUAGCGUUGAGCAACCAUAACCAUGACAUCCCGGACUUUGCUCGCCGUGGCUCUUUGCUGCUUCCAUGGAAUCCUCGUGUUAUUGCCGAUGCCAAGCGCCAGGUGGACACGUUGCAGCGAACCGUGGCAAGUACCCGUGUCAAUGUGAAUGACGCGCGAUUCCGGAUGCGUGAGACCACAGUCUUGGCCCUCGCAUGUGUCGACCUCGAUCCCAAUCGCAAACGAGCCGAGAUUAGUAUCCCAUGGAGUCGCAAAUCGUCCUCCGCCGCUGGAUCCCCAACGCCGUCCUCCAGUGCCCUGCCGCCCUUGUCUGCGUCUGCCGCAGGUCUUCCCGGGUCUUCUUCUGCUUCCUCUUCUUCUUCUUCGUCUGCCACAUCUGCGUCGCGACUCUCACGACGAGCGAAAGCAGGGUUGAGCGUCAUCACCAACUCGUUCAACUUUAGUCCGUCUUCCUCCAGCACGACAAACGCAGCCUCCUCUUCUUCUUCUUCUUCUUCCAGCAGCAAUUCAACCGGUGGCAGCCCCAAAAUCUCGCGUGUUCGCUCCGCCUCAGUGUCUGCGACCUCGCUUCGCACCCCUUCGCCCGUGUCCCUUCCUCCUCCUCGGAAACAGCAACUCGCCGCAACGUCGCAGCCUCCACAACUCAACCGCCUGUCAUCCUCUCCGUACUUUGUCCUGCAAUCGCAGCAGCAGCAGCAGCAGCAGCAGCAGCGUCGUCCCCCGGCUAGUGAAUCUCAGCUUCCCGAUAUUCGCAAUACACCAGGUGCCAAUCACUCUGAAUCGGCAGGCGUCGUCUAG